Messenger RNA from Cercospora beticola, 1483 nucleotides. RefSeq lists its product as uncharacterized. The record is from RefSeq and is a predicted model, not a curated record. NCBI's taxonomy places the organism in Eukaryota, Fungi, Ascomycota, Dothideomycetes, Mycosphaerellales, Mycosphaerellaceae.
GCAUCGAUCAGGACCUGUUGUUGUUCUUCUUUCUUUACUGACGAAGUAUUGUACCUGCCACUCUUUUCAGGGCGAUCUUCUACUGUCUUUACCUGAUAUUUGACUCUUCUUGCAAGCCACUUUAACAGUACUCAGCAUGAGGGCCUCUUUGCGAGCACUGCUGCUGACUGCAGCCUGCAUUGUUGGACAGGUUGCCGCAGCGCCAGCGGUUUCUGUGGUCGUUCGCCAAACUCCUGAUGCUGUUCCGGUCAUGCCAGGAGGUGUCGAGGACCUCAUCAUCACAGCAGAGAACACACUCAACGCAACCAAUCCUGAGCCAGUCCCGGCCAAUGAGACACGUAUGGGAAUUCAGGCCAAUCGCCAGCUGCCACUCGCACUGGUCAACAACAUUGGAGGUGCCGUCAAUGCCUACAUCACUGGCCUGGACCCAAGCGGCCGUGUGGUCUUCGUUCAGCCAAAUGGUCAAUUCAUGUAUCCUCCAGCAGAUGCAAGCUUCACAACUCCGCGCGAGGUGUUUGGCAACAUCGCCAUCCCUUUGAACACUGCACAAGGCAGCACCACUCGCAUUACUCUUCCCGACUAUCUGUCUUCCGGCCGUAUCUGGUUCGCGAAGGGCAACUUGAAGUUCUACUCCAUCUGGGCCGGAAACGCUCCUGGCCAGGUGCAGCCCAGCUUUGCCAACCCAAGAGAUCCUUCUGCAGGCGUAGACUGGGGCUUCGUCGAGUUCACCAACAAUGCAGGUGGCUUGUAUGCAAACCUCUCUUACGUCGAUUUCGUUGGACUCGCUCUCGGCAUGUCGAUGCAACCUGGUAGCGGUGCUGUACGAACUGUGCGCGGCCUCCGUACGUCUGGUGUGGGUGCAGUCUGCUCUGCACUCGCCGCCCAGGGAAGGAAAGAUGGCGCUCCUUGGGGUCAGCUCUGCCAAAGUGGUGGUAACGGCCCUCUCCGAGUUGUUGCUCCUUAUCCAUUCAUGCAGUCCAGCUCAGGCGCAUUUGGAGAUUACUUGGCUGGCCAUGUUGGUCGUGUCUGGGACAGAUACCGGACCAGCACCCUCACGAUCGAUACUCAGAUGGCCGCUGGCAGGGUCAACUGCCGUGUCAAUGGCGACUGGCUUUCAUGCGACGGCGACAACCGUGCUUACGCAAAGCCUUCGACCGCAGACAUCUUUGGAUGCAACAGCGGUCCAUUCGCCAUCCAGGGAUCCGACAAUGCCGUCCACCGAGCAGUAGUUCCCAGACUCUGUGCUGCUUUCAAUCGCGGCACUAUGUUGAAGAGUGCCCUCCAGCCAGGGCCAUCCCACGACACUUACUACAAGAACGAGCGCAACAACUGGUACUCGCAGAUCGUGCACUCGAACCAGCCCGAUGGAAGAGGGUAUGCAUUUAGCUACGACGAUGUCAACCCAACAGGAGGCGUCGACCAGAGCGGGACUCUGGCCGACGGCAACCCGCAAUUGCUCAGCAUCUUUGUUGGUGGAGCAUAG